This is a messenger RNA of Myotis lucifugus (little brown bat), 2329 nucleotides long. RefSeq names its product BTB domain containing 11 (gene ABTB3). The transcript has 15 exons. Lineage: Eukaryota; Metazoa; Chordata; Mammalia; Chiroptera; Vespertilionidae. The record is from RefSeq and is a predicted model, not a curated record. The coding region runs from base 41 to 2002 and encodes 653 amino acids. Gene Ontology annotation, molecular function: protein binding.
CAUCGUAUCCUUUCACGGUCACUUUAUCCUGGGCUUACAGAUGUGGAAACUGAGGCCCAAAGACUCGGGAGAACCUGCCCCGAAGUCACCGGAGCGGUCGGGAUGUCUCCAAAGGCUCUCCCACUUCUCGGGGAUUCAGAGGCCUUUCCUCGUGCUGCCGCCACUGAUGGAGUGGAUCCGGGUGGCCGUGGCGCACGCCGGCCACCGGCGCAGCUUCUCCAUGGACAGCGACGACGUCCGCCAAGCGGCCCGGCUGCUGCUGCCCGGCGUGGACUGCGAGCCGCGCCAGCUCAGGGCUGACGACUGCUUUUUUGCUUCUCGGAAGCUGGACGCAGUGGCCAUCGAAGCCAAGUUUAAGCAGGACCUGGGUUUCCGGAUGCUGAACUGCGGGCGGACGGAUCUGGUGAAGCAGGCGGUGUCGCUCCUGGGGCCCGAUGGGAUCAACACCAUGAGCGAACAGGGCAUGACCCCCCUGAUGUACGCCUGCGUCCGUGGGGACGAGGCGAUGGUGCAGAUGCUGCUGGAUGCCGGAGCUGACCUGAAUGUGGAGGUUGUCAGUACUCCUCAUAAAUAUCCAUCCGUCCACCCCGAGACCCGCCAUUGGACGGCUCUGACUUUUGCUGUGUUGCAUGGACAUAUUCCUGUAGUUCAGCUCCUGCUGGACGCCGGGGCCAAGGUCGAGGGCUCUGUGGAGCACGGCGAGGAGAACUACUCGGAGACGCCCCUGCAGCUCGCAGCCGCCGUGGGCAAUUUUGAGCUGGUUAGUUUGCUGUUGGAGCGAGGUGCGGACCCCUUGAUAGGAACCAUGCACAGGAAUGGAAUUUCUACAACCCCCCAGGGGGACAUGAACUCUUUCAGCCAGGCCGCAGCCCACGGACACAGGAACGUGUUCCGCAAACUGCUCGCCCAGCCAGAGAAGGAGAAGAGUGAUAUCCUGUCCCUGGAGGAGAUUCUGGCCGAGGGGACAGACCUGGCGGAGACAGCCCCGCCCCCCCUGUGCGCCAGCCGCAACAGCAAGGCCAAACUGAGAGCCCUGAGGGAGGCCAUGUAUCACAGCGCUGAGCAUGGCUACGUGGAUGUCACAAUUGACAUCAGGAGCAUCGGUGUCCCGUGGACCCUGCACACGUGGCUGGAGUCCUUGCGGAUCGCCUUCCAGCAGCACCGCAGGCCCCUCAUCCAGGGCCUGUUGAAGGAGUUCAAGACCAUCCAGGAGGAAGAGUACACGGAGGAGCUCAUCACCCAGGGCCUGCCCCUCAUGUUCGAGAUCCUGAAAGCCAGCAAGAACGAAGUGAUCAGCCAGCAGCUGUGUGUCAUCUUCACUCACUGCUACGGGCCCUACCCCAUCCCCAAGCUCACGGAGAUCAAACGGAAGCAGACCUCGCGCCUGGACCCUCAUUUCCUCAACAAUAAAGAAAUGUCUGAUGUCACCUUCCUGGUGGAAGGAAGACCGUUUUAUGCUCACAGAGUGCUGUUAUUUACAGCCUCUCCGAGGUUCAAAGCGCUGCUCUCCAGCAAGCCAACAAAUGACAGCAGCUGCAUAGAGAUCGGCUAUGUGAAGUACCCCAUCUUUCAGCUGGUCAUGCAGUACCUCUACUAUGGUGGCCCGGAGUCACUGCUCAUUAAAAACAACGAGAUAAUGGAGCUUCUGUCUGCGGCUAAAUUUUUCCAGCUGGAGGCUCUGCAGCGACACUGUGAGAUUAUCUGUGCCAAAGGCAUCAACACGGACAACUGCGUGGACAUUUACAACCACGCCAAGCUACAUGCAGUGAAAACUAGGAGAAUGCCUUUACCCCCUUGGGAUGGCCAAGUUGCGUUGACAAACCUAUUUCCUAGCAUGCCUUUGGGAAGCCGUGCGCAGACCCUGAAUUUCAAAGGAGCUGCUGUUCGUCCAUCGUACCUGCUCCCUGAGCCGCUGUUCAGAGGAUCCGCGUCGUGCUCCGUUCCAUGGGGUGACCGUGGAGAAGCCAGGCCACGUCCGUCUUCGGCGUUGAUUCUUCUGUGAUGCCCCUACGCAAGGCCUCUCUUCCACCUGGUCAUUUGCCAACCUCCUCAGGCCCUACGACCAUCCAUGAGGAAGGAAAAGGUACUGCAGAGGGGUCCCGGUGACAAACACACAGCACAUGUGUGACCCGUCACCAUCUCCUGCCUCCUGCGUGUCCUCAGAGAUGCCGCGUGGAUGUUCCCUUAUCCGCGAUGGACUCCCCUGUGACUGGCUAAUGCUAUCAGGGCCUCUGGGCGUUGACUGGUACAGUGGCAGCUCCUGACGAGCUUCUGUUCUAGUUUGGUGUGCUUUCUCUGUCAUUAAAAGAAAUGAUUUUCCCAAACCGUG